Monopterus albus (swamp eel) is the source of this 2272-nucleotide messenger RNA. It is a transcript of the gene cpz, whose product is annotated as carboxypeptidase Z. Gene Ontology annotation, molecular function: zinc ion binding; metallocarboxypeptidase activity; protein binding. The transcript is spliced from 12 exons. Gene Ontology annotation, biological process: protein processing; peptide metabolic process. NCBI's taxonomy places the organism in Eukaryota, Metazoa, Chordata, Actinopteri, Synbranchiformes, Synbranchidae. The record is from RefSeq and is a predicted model, not a curated record. Bases 641 to 2272 code for a protein of 543 amino acids.
AUUCCAUUUGCCAGUUCACCCCUCAGAUGGGUCAUUAUGUUGGACCCACUGUGUGAGCCUGCACAGCUGUCGCCGGUGAUUGGUUAAAUGUCCUCACACCUCAAACAUUGGCAUUACAAGCACCAUGCGUAAACACACAGGUGACUGCAAGUGUGUUAGAAGACCAGCCCCCCCCUCCUUUAAACAGGGACGAGAGAGAUUACAUACAGUGGAAAACCAAAGCAGGACGGUCCUCGUCAACCCUGGGGGCCAUGCUUAGUGAUGGUUAAGGGAAGUACGCUGCUCCUUAGGUUGCGGCUGUGGAAACGCAGCAACACACACUAACGGUGCAGAGAUCUAUGCUUGUCUUUAAUUGGUGCAUGGAUUUCCUUCACUUCCAACCCCACCAGCCACCUUUCUUCCUCGUGUGCACACGCGCACACACACAGGGCUCUAGGUAGUGAAAUACGAUCGGCGCUCGUAGUGAACCUUUGUUCGCGCUUUUUUUCGGGUCAGGGAUGCUCCACGCAGACAAAGGAAGGAGGUUUCCUUGCUGUGGGUGGUAAUUACGACCCAGCCUUAGGAACGUAGAAGUUAGAGCUUCUCAGACACACUGCCACAUCACACCGCGCCUUGGCCAAGCAGGUUACUCCACUACAACAUGCAUCUAGGACUUUUGGUGCUGCUUCUUUUCUUGACAAAAAGCUGUUGGUGCGCCCCGCAGAAGAGUUGUCAGUCCGAAGACGAGCUUUUAGGAAGAUGCAGCAACAAUUUAUACGAGGAAAAACCAACCUGCACAGAGCUGAAUCUGGGCUACUGUAAUGAUAUGGAGUAUUCCAGGACCAUAUUCCCAAACAUCCUUGGACACCGAAGUCGUUUGGAGGCUGAAUCAGGAGCAGAGUACCUUCUCCUCAGCGUCAUCCAUGGCCUGCUCAACGGGGAGUGCUCCCCUGAGAUCCGUCUUGUAGGCUGCUCGGUACUUGCCUCGCCCUGCAAAGAUGACAAGAUGAUCAAACCCUGUCGCAGCACAUGUGAGGCACUGAGGAAAGACUGUUCCCAUGCCUUUGAAGCUAUAGAAAUGGCCUGGCCUUACUUCCUGGACUGUGAUCGCUUCUUUGCUGGUGACCAAGAGGGCUGCUUUGACCCACUAGCAGGGCUGAAAACCAGACAGGAGCAGGAAAUGUCCAGUCUCUCUCCUGAAGAACCCAGCACCAUCAUCCAGUUCACAUACACCUCCAAUGCCCAGAUGUACAGCUUACUGAAGAAAACAGCAGCCAAGUGUUCCCACAUCUCUCAUGUCUACAGCAUCGGACGCAGCACCGAGGGCAGAGAUCUAAUGGUUAUUGAGUUCACCAACAACCCUGGGCAGCAUGAGUUAUUGGAGCCAGAGAUCAAGCUGGUGGGUAACAUGCAUGGCAACGAGGUGCUGGGCCGCCAACUGCUCAUCUACCUGGCCCAGUACCUAUGUUCAGAGUACAUGCUGGAAAAUCAGCGAAUUCAGACCAUCAUCAACACAACCCGCAUCCAUAUUCUGGCUUCCAUGAACCCCGAUGGCUAUGAGUUGGCCGCCUCAGAGGGUCACUUGUUGAAUGGCUGGACCAAUGGACGGACAAAUGCUCAGAACAUUGACCUGAACCGCAACUUUCCAGACCUCACCUCCAUCUUGUACCGAAACCGCCGCAGCAGGCACUACCGCAUUGACCACAUCCCAAUUCCUGAUGCCUACUGGUUUGGAAAGGUGGCACCAGAGACCUAUGCAGUGAUGAAGUGGAUCAGGUCUCUGCCCUUUGUUCAGUCAGCCAGCCUCCACGGAGGGGAACUGGUGAUCUCCUAUCCCUUUGACUUAUCUAGAGACCCAAUUGAGGAGAGGAUGUUCUCACCCACUCCAGAUGAACAGGUCUUCAAGCAGAUUGCUCGUAUCUAUGCAGAUACCCAUGCCACCAUGUCAGACAAUGACACAGAGAGGUGUGGAGCCUCCUUUUACCGAACUAGGGGCAUCAUCAAUGGAGCACAGUGGUAUAGUUUUGCUGGUGGCAUGUCAGACUUCAACUACUUGCACACUAAUUGUCUAGAGAUCACCGUGGAGCUUGGCUGUGACAAAUUCCCCUCAGAGGCUGAGCUUUACCCGGAGUGGAAGAGGAAUAAAGAAGCUCUGCUAAGUUUCCUUGAGUCUGUCCACCGAGGAAUAAAGGGAGUAGUUAAGGAUGUUGAUGGAAAUGGGAUAAAAGGUGCAACUAUCUCUGUUAGGGGAAUUAGGAAAGAUGUCACAACAGCUGAAGAUGGAGACUACUGA